CAAACCGCACAGUUCGGUGUUCGGGAAAAGUGUAAAAUAUAUUUCCAACACGCCAAAACUUUUUAAAACUCAAACAUUUUAUAUUUACCCGCAAAGUUUUUAACAGAACUUGGGGAACACUGAUAUCGAUUUCGUUGCUCCAUAAUUUUGGAUUAAAAAACCCGAACUGUCAACUGUCAGAAAGCGCGCCAACACAGAUUAAAUAAUUUUCAAUUUAAAUACAGAUUAAAAAUCAAUUUUCCAGAAUGAUGAAGAAAGUGAUCGUAAUUUUGACGUUAUUAGUGUGUUGUUAUUGUUUGGAAAGCAAUGAACAAUUACCGGAGGAAGCGAGGGCGAAGAAAAAGAAAGGAACCUUAAGACUUUUGGCCAUCGCAGCGCUUGUAGUGCUAUCAAAGCUGGCAGUAGUAAAAGUGGCAUCAUUCUUCUUCCUGGUGGCGUUCUUCCAAAAAGUCUUCUAUUUGGGGGGAGUACUCCUCAAUUACUACAUGAAGAACCAGUCAGGUCCUUCUGGCUCUUCAAUGAUGUACGGUCCUCCCCAGGAGUACAACACUGUUGGGUAUAGUUAUGAGCCUGGAGAACCAGAGCCGUUCCAACCUCAGGAUUCUCUACCUAAUAUUGCUGAUGUCAGCAAUGGGUUUAAUUGGUUGUUUAGCAAGACUCAACCUUAGAUUCUUAGUGUCUGGACUGUUUUUUUAUUGUACUUACAAUCAAUUUUUUUUUGGAUAUUUGAAUUAGCUUAUGCUGAACCAAUGAGUUUCAUAAUUUCAUUGAGAUAAGAAUGUUUUCAGAAGCGACCAUAUUGAUUAUUUUUUAUGUUAUCUAUUAAGUACAUUGUAAGCAAUAGUGCCAUCGAAUAUGAACAAAAUAUUAUUGUAAGACGUCUUUUUAUCCGACUUCAAAAAAAGGAGUUUUUUAUUUUGACCUCCUAUAUGUAUGUAUAUGUUUAUGUUUGUAAGUAGGUACGCGAUUACCUCGCGGUUGGCUGAACCGAUUUUUAUAGUUUUCAGAAAAGAGUUUGAUACACUUAAUAAAAGGAUUUAGUACCUACCAUAACCAACAUAACCAACGGUCUUCUAUUGGAUAUAUUUGACUGAGUGUGUGGGGGAAUUGCACAACUUGAUUCUCCUUAGUAUUUUCCAUCAUCGUAC
This is a messenger RNA of Spodoptera litura, 1148 nucleotides long. RefSeq lists its product as uncharacterized. NCBI's taxonomy places the organism in Eukaryota, Metazoa, Arthropoda, Insecta, Lepidoptera, Noctuidae. The record is from RefSeq and is a predicted model, not a curated record.